ACUGCCGCGUCUGCCAGCACCGUUUCUUCUUCUCCCCCACCACUCUCUCUCUCUCUUUUUCCCCGACAGAAAUACUUUCGUAAAACUACAGUAUAUACACAACAAUGUAAGCAUUCUCUCUCUAUCCGUAUUUACAAUUACACUUUGCUCUCCGAUUCUCUUCCCGACAGCACCAACUUAUACUUGAAGCUAAGCUAAAACACGCAAAUUUUGUCUAUUCAUCACCCAGUGCCCGCCGGAGCUGCAGAGGUUCAUUUCCAUCUCAUUCUUCAAGCUAAAUGUCAGUGCAGGCACGCGUUUCUCGCUGUCGGGGCGGGUUACCGGAUCGGGUUAGAGCUUGUAAGGUCUUUCAGUGCUCUUUGUGCAUAUGAAGGAAUUGGAAUCAUGGAGGCUGUUAAUGAAGAAAAGAAGUGUCUUUUUUAAAGGGGGAAUAUGUGGAAUGAAGAUGAAACAGCUUCCAUUUAUGGGAAUUAUAUUUACAGUAAUGCUAUUUAUUGUAUAUAGAACAACUAAUUUUCAGUAUCAACGGACUGAGACAGUAUCAGAAUAUGGUCCCUCCUACACUUUGAAGCGUUCUGGUAUGGCGAGCAAAAGGUCGAACAGUUUACCUCGUGGUAUUAGUGAACCUAGAUCAGAUCUUGAACUAAAGCCUCUCUGGGCAUUGAGUGCUUUGGAAUCAAAGGCUGAUCGUCCUGGAUCUCUGAACUUGUUGGCAAUGCCAGUUGGAAUUAAACAGAAGGAUAAUGUUAACAAGAUUGCUCAAAAGUUUCUUCCAGAGAAUUUCACAAUUAUUUUGUUCCAUUAUGAUGGCAAUGUGGAUGGCUGGUGGGACCUUGCAUGGACUAAGAAGGCCGUCCAUAUAGUUGCUCACAAUCAAACAAAAUGGUGGUUUGCAAAGCGUUUUCUGCAUCCAGCUGUUGUAUCUAUUUAUGACUACAUUUUCCUAUGGGAUGAGGAUUUGGGUGUCAAGAAUUUUCAUCCUGGAAGGUACCUUGGAAUUGUAAAGUCAGCAGGACUGGAGAUAUCUCAGCCAGCUCUAGACCCAAAUUCGACUGGUAUACACCACAGAAUUACCAUACGAAACAGAGCAAAGAAGUUUCACAGAAAAGUGUAUGAAGAUAGGGGCAGUACAAAAUGUUCAGAUGAAAGUGAAGGCCCUCCAUGUAGUGGAUUCGUGGAAGGAAUGGCUCCAGUAUUUUCAAGAUCUGCAUGGCGUUGUGCCUGGCAUCUUAUUCAGAAUGAUCUUGUUCAUGGAUGGGGAGUGGACAUGAAGCUUGGUUAUUGUGCACAGGGGGAUCGGACGAAAAAGGUGGGAGUAGUUGAUGGUGAAUAUAUAGUACACCAGAGCAUUCAAACUUUGGGUGGGGCAUCUCAGAAAAAGGCUUCAAAGAGUCAAGAGUCGAUCAAGAGGAAUCCCGUUGAUGCAAGAUACGAGAUACGGAGGCAAUCAGCGUACGAGCUGCAAACAUUCAAAGAUCGAUGGGAUCGAGCUGUGGAGGAGGACAAGAACUGGGUCGACCCAUACAAAGAAACCCGGAGAAUCAAGUUGCGCCGCAACCAUAAGCGGCCGCAUUUGAAUGUAGUGAACUGAUCAACAGCAAUCCAGGAAGAACUGUAAGUCCCCUUUAUGCAUCAAUUCCUUGUAAUAUCUUGUAAGCCUUGUAGAAGAACUAUACAUUAUGGUGUUCAUUAUUUCUCAUAUUUUGCACCAACGCCUAUGUGAUCGAGUUGGUAUUCAAUUCGCUUUAUGCAUCUUGGGAAUGCAAUUCCCGGGAAUGGGAAGAACUACAUCUGUUAGUGUUAAUAGUAUCAAGUAUAAUUAUGUAUAUUAUUUGUUUUUGUAUCGGGUAUUAUUAACUCCGA
This is a messenger RNA of Ipomoea nil (Japanese morning glory), 1863 nucleotides long. RefSeq lists its product as uncharacterized. NCBI's taxonomy places the organism in Eukaryota, Viridiplantae, Streptophyta, Magnoliopsida, Solanales, Convolvulaceae. The record is from RefSeq and is a predicted model, not a curated record. The transcript is spliced from 16 exons. The coding region runs from base 368 to 1591 and encodes 407 amino acids.